AUGCCAUUUAAAAGAGAUGAUGAUCUGCAGGAGGUUCUACAGGAACAUAAGAUCAGUCUGAAGAGGAGAUGUGAACAUGUGACUGAAGAAAGUGAUGAAACAGGGAGCAAAACCAUCUUCAACAGGAUCUACACUGAUCUCUACAUCAUAGAGGGACAGAGUGAAGAGGUUAAUACCCAACAUGAGGUUCAGCAGAUGGAGAGGACUUCCAAGAUCCAGAACCUCCAUGGUUCUCCAAUCAGGUGCCAUGACAUCUUUAAAGCCUUAUCUGACCAACAUGGAGCCAUCAGAGUGGUUCUGACCAACGGCAUCGCUGGUGUUGGAAAAACCUUCUCAGUGCAGAAGUUCACUCUGGACUGGGCAGAGGGCUUGGAGAACCAAGAUGUUAGCUUGGUGGUUCUGCUUUCCUUCAGGGAGCUGAACCUGAUCAGAGAUCAGCAGCACAGUCUUCUCACGCUGCUCCAUGUUUUCCAUCCAACCCUGCAGAAGCUCCCAGCAGAGAUGCUGGCUGUCUGGAAGCUUCUCUUCAUCUUUGAUGGCCUGGAUGAAAGCAGACUUUCUCUGGACUUCAACAACAGUCUGAUUGUUUCUGAUGUCACACAGAAGUCAUCAGUCAACGUUCUGCUGAUGAACCUCAUCAAGGGGAACCUGCUUCCCUCUGCUCUCGUCUGGAUAACUUCCCGACCUGCAGCAGCCAAUCAGAUCCCUCCUUCCUAUGUUUCCAGGGUAACAGAAGUUCGAGGCUUCACUGAUGCUAAGAAGGAGGAGUACUUCAGAAGGAGGUUCAGUGAUGAAGAGGAGAAGGCCAGCAGGAUCAUCUCCCACAUCAAGUCCUCCAGGGGCCUCUUCGUCAUGUGUGGGAUCCCAGUGUUCUGCUGGAUCACUGCUACUGUUCUGGAGAACCUGUUGACCACAGAGCAGAGAGGAGAGCUGCCCAAGACCAUGACUGACAUGUACUCACACUUCCUGCUGGUCCAGACCAGGAGGAAGAAGAACAAGUACCAUGAAGGACAUGAGACGAGUCCACAGGAGCUGAUGGAGGCUGACAGGGAAGUUCUUCUGAAGCUGGGGAGGCUGGCCUUGGAACAUCUGGAGAAAGGAAACACCAUGUUUUACCAAGAAGACCUGGAGCAGUGUGAUCUGGAUGUCACAGAGGCCUUGGUAUACUCAGGCGUUUGUACAGAGAUCUUCAAAAGAGAGAGCGUGAUCUUCCAGACACCAGUCUACUGCUUUGUUCAUCUGAGCAUCCAGGAAUUUCUGGCUGCAGUCUACAUGCUCCACUGCUUCACUAGCAGGAACACAAAGCUGGUGGAGAGCUUCCUGGGAGGAGAAUACAAAGACACAUCUCUCGAGAACUUCAUGGAUAGAAUCAUGGAGAAAUCCCUUAGGAGUCUAAAUGGCCACCUAGACCUCUUUGCUCGCUUCCUUCAUGGUCUCUCUCUGGAGUCCAACCAGAGCCUCUUAGAAGGCCUACUGGGUCAGAUGGAGAACAGCCCAGAAACCAUCCAGAGAGUCAUCAAUAAUCUGAAGGAGAUGAACACUGAUGAUGAUGUCUCUCCUGAUAGAAACAUCAACAUCUUCCACUGUCUGAUUGAGAUGAAUGACCUCUCAGUUUAUCAGGAGAUCGAGCAGUUCCUGAAAUCAGGGAGCAGAUCAGACAAGAAGCUCUCAGAGAUCCAGUGCUCUGCUCUGGCCUACAUGCUGCAGAUGUCAGAGGAGGUACUGGGUGAGUUGGACCUGGAGAAGUACAACACCUCAGAGGGAGGACGACGUAGACUGGUUCCAGCUGUUAGGAACUGCAAAAAGGCUCGACUUUUUGGCUGUUCUCUCUAUGUAACUGAAUGUGAAGUUGUGGCCUCGGCUCUGAAGUCAAACCUUCACCUCAUUGAAGUGGAAAUACAGAAGAUCUAUGCAGAUAGAUCCUUUGGAGACCUUGAAAUGAAGUGCCUGUGUCAGAUAAUGGAGAGUUCAAUAUGCAAAGUGAAGAAACUGAGAUUGAUUAACUGCAGUUUGUCAGAGAUCAGCUUGGCUUCUCUGGGCAAAGCUCUUAAGUCUAAUCCAUCCCAUCUGACAGAACUAACUCUGAAUGGGAUCGUUCUGAACACUGGAAUGAAGGAUCUCUGUGGGUUUCUCCAGUCUACCGACUGCAAACUAAAGACAUUAAGGUAA
Messenger RNA from Cyprinodon tularosa, 2169 nucleotides. Its product is annotated as NLR family CARD domain-containing protein 3-like. The transcript is spliced from 4 exons. NCBI's taxonomy places the organism in Eukaryota, Metazoa, Chordata, Actinopteri, Cyprinodontiformes, Cyprinodontidae. The record is from RefSeq and is a predicted model, not a curated record. Bases 1 to 2169 code for a protein of 722 amino acids.